Molecule: messenger RNA, 1309 nt
Organism: Catharus ustulatus (Swainson's thrush)
Lineage: Eukaryota; Metazoa; Chordata; Aves; Passeriformes; Turdidae
Gene: ERCC1
Product: ERCC excision repair 1, endonuclease non-catalytic subunit
Exons: 9
Coding region: 159-1262 (367 amino acids)
Biological process (GO): meiotic mismatch repair; nucleotide-excision repair; UV-damage excision repair
Cellular component (GO): ERCC4-ERCC1 complex; nucleotide-excision repair factor 1 complex; nucleus
Molecular function (GO): damaged DNA binding; single-stranded DNA binding
Source: RefSeq, a predicted model, not a curated record
CCCCUUCCGCGGUACCGGAGCGCGCGCGGCGGCUCCGGAACACCGGAACCGAACCCGGGACCCCCGAACCGAACCCGGGACUCCAGAACCGGCCCCGGGACCUCAGAACCGACCCCGGGACCCCCCGGUACCGACCCCAGAUUUCCCCGAACCCCGCCAUGGAACCGGACCCGGACCCGAAUCCCGGAGCCGCCACCGACCCGACACCGGCACCGGCACCGGGGGGGAAGCGGAGACGAUUCACGCUUCGACAGGAGGGUCCCGAAGACCCCCCGGUCCCGUCGCUGUUCCGAGCCUCCGCCGCGCCCCCCCCGGUGCCGGCGCCGGUUCCGGUUCCGAUCCCGCCCGGUGCCGCUUCUUACGCUGAGUUCGUGGUGCGGGGCUCGGGGGGCACCGGGAUCCGCGGGGAGCAGAACCGGGACCGGGGGCAGAACCGGGAGCAGAACCGGGAGCAGAACCGGGAUGGGGAUCCCGGACCCACCGGAACCGCAACCUCGGGACCCCUCCCGGGACCUCCGGGACCCCUCCCGGCCCCCGGGGACCGGGACCAGAACCAGAACCGGGACCAGAACCAGAACCGGGACCGGGACCAGGACCAGAACCGGGACCAGAACCGGGAGGUGCCGGCCCUGCCCGUGCUCAAACCGGGCACCAAGAGCAGCAGCAUCAUCGUCAGCCCGCGGCAGCGCGGCAAUCCGGUGCUGAAGUUCAUCCGCAACGUCCCCUGGGAGUUUGGGGACAUCGUCCCCGACUACGUCCUGGGCCAGAGCAGCUGCGCCCUCUUCCUCAGUCUCAGGUAUCACCACCUGAACCCCGAUUACAUCCACGAGCGGCUGCGGGCGCUGGGGCGGAGCUUCGGCCUGCAGGUGCUGCUGCUGCAGGUGGACGUGCGGGACCCCCACCAGGCUCUCAAGGACCUGGCCAAGGUUUGUCUCCUCACCGACUGCACGCUGCUGCUGGCCUGGAGCGCGGAGGAGGCCGGCAGGUACCUGGAGACCUUCAAAUCCUACGAGCAGAAACCGCCGGACCUGCUCAAGGAGCGCGUGGAGCAGGACUUCCUGUCGCGGGUGACAGACUGCCUGACCAGCGUCAAAUCCGUCAACAAAACCGACGCCCUGAGCCUGCUGGGCACCUUUGGGUCGCUGGCGGCCGUGGCGGGCGCGUCCCGGGAGGAUUUGUCCCUUUGUCCCGGCGUGGGACCCCAGAAGGCCAAGAGACUCUUUGAUGUCCUGCACGAGCCUUUCCUCAAGACCCCCCGAUGAGCCCCCAAAAACUCCUGAUUUUGGUAAUAAAUGACAUUUAGUGGUGA